Nothoprocta perdicaria is the source of this 291-nucleotide messenger RNA. RefSeq names its product ribosomal protein S29 (gene RPS29). Gene Ontology annotation, cellular component: cytosolic small ribosomal subunit; ribosome. Gene Ontology annotation, molecular function: structural constituent of ribosome; zinc ion binding. The record is from RefSeq and is a predicted model, not a curated record. Bases 27 to 197 code for a protein of 56 amino acids. Lineage: Eukaryota; Metazoa; Chordata; Aves; Tinamiformes; Tinamidae. The transcript is spliced from 3 exons. Gene Ontology annotation, biological process: translation.
UUGGCGGCUGAGGCGGCGGCAGCAACAUGGGGCACCAGCAGCUCUACUGGAGCCACCCCAGGAAGUUCGGGCAGGGAUCGCGCUCCUGCCGCGUGUGCUCCAACCGGCACGGCCUCAUCCGCAAGUACGGGCUGAACAUGUGCCGGCAGUGCUUCCGGCAGUACGCGAAGGACAUCGGCUUCAUCAAGCUGGACUGAGUGCCGGGAGGAUGAGCCCGGUGCUGGGGGCUCCUGCUGCGCUGCGUCAAGGAACCCGCAGCCUCGUGGCACCGUGAUGCACAAUAAAUGGUUU